Molecule: messenger RNA, 4127 nt
Organism: Culicoides brevitarsis
Lineage: Eukaryota; Metazoa; Arthropoda; Insecta; Diptera; Ceratopogonidae
Gene: sas
Product: putative epidermal cell surface receptor
Exons: 11
Coding region: 54-4127 (1357 amino acids)
Biological process (GO): signal transduction; cell adhesion
Cellular component (GO): extracellular matrix
Molecular function (GO): heparin binding; integrin binding
Source: RefSeq, a predicted model, not a curated record
ACGGAACAUUGUUCCUAUUUUUACUGCUUAUUGGAUAUGUUACCAGUCAGGAAAUGAUGGCAAUGAGUGAAACCACAUCAGAGCCAUUUUUGCCAACUACAGUAACGAGUGAAGAUGAAAAUACUUCAUCUGUUCCUACCACCAUGAUCAACAUAGAAAAUACAAUAUCAACCACAAUGGAUCCAUUAAAAGUACUGCCUCUAGAACAUUUAAAUAACUCAAAAACCGAAUCACCUCGAGACAUCAAUGUUACCAUAGAAGCAAAUUCACAAGAAACAUCAUCAACAUCAAUAACAACAGAGUCAACGUUGUCGUCUACGUCUGACUCGGUUGUGUUGGGAGAAAAUGAGGAGGCAACUACAGAAACAACGACAUCAAAAUCAAAUUCCUCCACUAUGAAAUUGGAAGAAAUUGAAAAUAAGAUGGAAAGUAAAAGCGUAGGCAGCAGUAGUGAUGAUGAUAGUACCAUUGUACAAACUACGACAGAGGCAAAGGUAGCUGAAACGAAUACACAAUCAACAUUUGUCAGUAGCAGCAAUGUCACCCCCUUACAGCAAAUGCAAAAUAUUGAUAUUACUACAAGCGGAGACAAAAGUAGCAAGAUUGAAUUUGGUAAUAAUGAUAUGCAAACAACAACAAAAGCAAUUUCUGAGAAUCCAGAUACCAAAAUAGAUGAAGACGAUAAAGAAAGAGGAACUACACUUGUGCCAGAUGAAAACGAAUUGAAAGUAACAACUACGAUGAAAAUAAGUGAUGCCACUGAGUCACCUGUCGAUGUAACACCGAAUAUUAAAGAAGGUAGAGCCAUUGAUUUAUCUACGGUCCAAAUGGAUUCCAACAGCGGUAAUGAAACGACAAACACAAAUUCCACAACAAAAGAACAAUCAACAGAAAAUAUGCUGGAAGCAAUCAAGCAGUCCACUGUCACAGAAAAAUUACAUAGCAAUGCUACAGAUAGUACUCAGAUUCCUGUGUCCGAUGUCGUCGAAACUACCACCAUGCACAAUCAGCGUGAAGAAUCGACUGUUGAUUCUGUAACACACCACAAUGAGCAUUUUGAUGAUGAUCACUCAUCUCGGUCGCAUCUUGAUACCGAAAGACAGCAGGAUAUCAUAUCAGAUGAUAUUUGUACAAAAAGCGGAAUUUUGUAUAAGGUCGGCGAUGUUUAUGAUAACAAUUGUGAGCAAAAAUGUGAAUGCGAAUACGGUGGCAAAUGGAAAUGCGAAGAUAUCUGUCAGAAACCAUUAAUAAAACGUGGACAAAAAAUUGACGAUCCAUCUUGUUCAGUAAAGGAUUAUGAUGAUGAAUGUUGUGACAUGAUGGUAUGCAGUGGUGAUAACACUACUAACGUGGAAGGUUUAAAAAUAGUGGAAAAAUCUCGAGCAUUCUCAAUUGAUGAUGUACAACAAAUGUUGGGUAACGAAACCAACAAUAGUACCGAUGUCCCGCCAUCCGUUCUGCCGCUCGUUAAAUGCAACUACAACAAUCGUACGUAUGAGGUGAACACGCGAAUUGAGGAGGGCUGUGAAAAAGUGUGUGUCUGUCAAGCAAACACCGAAAUGCUUUGUACCCCACGAUGUCCACCUACAAAAAUGCACGAGAGCUCCGAUCGUUGCGUAAAAGUGAAAGACCCCAAUGACGCGUGUUGCGAAAUUGAAUAUUGCGAUGUCACUUCCGAUGACGACCAUGAACAAAGCGAGGGAGAAAGCAAGUCCAAUACAUUGUCGACAACGGAGAAAAUUACCGGAGCAACAAAUUGUGAGUACAAAGGAAAGACACAUGAACUUGGUGCUCAAUUCUAUGAUGAAUGCGAGUCUUUUUGCUUCUGUGAUGCCAAUGGAGUCCAUUGCUCCAAAAUUGAGUGUCCGUCAACAUUUGGUUUAGACGUAUUAGACCCACAUUGUCUCAAAUGGGAGCCGGAACCAGCCACAUUUAGAGCAAUAGCUCCUAAAUGUUGUCCAGAACGCAUGAAAUGUGUCGAUAACGGAACUUGCGAAUACAAAGGUGAAUUUUUCGAUAACUGGACAGAAAUUCCGAAGAAUAUUACAGGCUGCGAAGAACAUUGUUUCUGUGAAAUGGGCAAGGUCGACUGUCGUCCUGCUUGUCCUCCAGUACCAGCUCUGCCUCCUGCCAGUUUACCUUGCGAUCCCCGAGAUGCUCGUUUGGAUUUCCUUCCAGACGAUGAUUGCUGCAAAUAUUGGAUUUGUAGUGAAAACGAUGGAAACGACAUAAAAGAAUUUACAUCGGAACCGGGUAUUUUCUUGCCAACAAAGUCACCCAAAAUUCAUUUUACUGACAACAAGGAAGUGAAGAAGCAAGAAGAAAAAGGCGAAGGAUUCUUCCCAACAAUUGAUGGCAAACCACCCAAAAACACGCACAAGAAAUAUCCAAAAGACUCCAAAGAUGAGACGAAAAAAGACGGCAUUAACAACGUAUAUUUAAACAACAAUCACGAAGACAAAUACAGCAUUCACAAUUAUGAGGACAUAAGAGCCCCAGUGCCCGGGCAUCCUGGACCUGGUUACUUUAAUCCAGAUACUAGCAAGACGCAGUACCAGGGACAAAUGCCAUAUGGAAAUGAAAAUUCGCAAGAACAACAACAGAACUUCGAUAAGGCUAUUCCGCCGGAGCUGUACAACGUUUUUGGAAUUUCACCACAACAUCCAUUCCGUAUUGAACAACUACUUCAACACAUCCAGGGUGCAGAUCAGAAUCAAGGACCUGGCAGUCAAAAUCCCACAGUUUACAUACAUACGGGACAUCCAGCACCUAAUUUUAAUCAAUUUGGUCAAGUGCCACCCGCCACUCAUCCACAGCAUCCUCAUCAAACUGCACAAGUUUCAGGUCAGGGCUUCAAUCCAUUCAACACACAAAACCUCUUACAAAGUGACUUGGAAGUUACUUCCAUUGAGCCAGUGGACCCUCGCACAAUCCGUAUCAUUUUCGUUGUUCCCGAAGUGUAUAAAAAAUGGCAAGGUCAAGUCGAACUAAGAUACACAAAGACCAAAGACACCAACACCUCAACUUGGGAUACCCAAGUAUUUGCUCCACCCGGCGACAUUAUCGAAACCACUCAAUUGGAGUUUGAACUACCAAAUCUGGAGCCUAAUACUGAAUAUCAAAUAAAAAUAUACCUCAAAUUAUUCCAUUUGGAUUCGCGUCCAUCAAGUAAAAUCUACACGGUGCGAACUCCUAAAUUAAAGGGUAUGCCAGACUUCAGGCCGAUUGACACCACACACGUUUCGCCAAAGCCGAUGCUCGAAGCAAUCGAUGACCCCGAUCUGAAAGCAGCUGAGAUAAACUCAACAUGGGUGAAAUUCACGUGGCGCAAGCUGUUAGACGAUGAAUUAGAAUUGAUUGAUGGCAUUCAAUUACGAUACAAGGAAUGGGAUGGUAUGGUUUAUGACGCGACUCCUUUGAUUCAUAGAACACUGACAAGUUACACUUUGGAAAAUUUAAAACCACAAACAAAUUACGAAGUUGGCAUAUUUUUCUUCCCAUUCCCUGGACACGGUGACGAGAUUCGUGGCGGAGAAAUGUUACGUUUCACCACAGAUCGCCUGCCAAAUCCAUUCGAGUUCGAUGUGGUCGUGAACGCGACUAAAAUUAAACAGACCAACAUUGAAAUUACGUGGUCAGGUGUGCCAUAUCCUGAAGACAAAUAUGUGAAUAUUUAUCGCGUAAUUUACCAAAGUGAUAGUGGCAAAGAAGAUUCAAGCGUUUUCAAAGUUGCAAAACGUGAUUCUACUACUGGCACAUUAAUUGCUGACUUAAAGCCAGGUACCAGAUACCGCCUAUGGAUUGAAAUGUAUUUAACGAACGGCAGCAUUAAGAAAAGUAACGUAAUUGAUAUACAAACUAAACCGGGAAAUGGUCCAAUUGCAGCAAAAGCAGGAAAACUGCAAAACGCAGGCAUAAUUGAUACGGGUAGCGGUGAAUAUUAUGGUCCAUUUGUCGUUGCAGCUUGCGUUGCUGCUCUCGCAAUCGGAACAACUCUUGUACUUUUGUUGAUAUUUACACGAAGGCGUGUACAGAGUGCUGCAAUUACACCUCCUCGAAAAAACGAAGUGUCCUAUGAUAAUCCUAGUUAUAAAGUAGAAAUUCAACAAGAAACAAUGAAUCUAUAG